GCCCAUGAGGGCGGAGGCAGCACCGCCACGACCGCCUUCCGCGGCUGCAACAGCCUCCGGGGGGGUGAUUAGUCACCCUGGAAACCAGCAACAGCUGCGGCUCUGUCCUGCAGCAGCAAAAGAAGGAAGAGGAAAGAAAACAUGUCGGACACAAUGAAGGAAAAAGCGGCCCGCUUGUUAAAGAAAAGAGGCAGCAUAUCCUCUUUAGGAAGCCAUGAAGUCAGGGCGAAAGAAUUUUUUGGAAGAAACAAAGACUCCAUAAGUACAGUGUCUUACAUGGAUGAACCUGGCCACCAUGAUGAUAUUCUUCGCCCCGGGGUUCAGAUGGAAAACACGUACCAGUUGGGUCCUGCAAAGUGCUUUCCGGUGGGAACUGUGAAUAAUAUCUUGAAGGAUGUGAUAACAAGUUAUCUUCAAGAGGAAAAAUACGAAGCCGAGUUGUGCAGACAAAUGACAAAGACCAUCUCUGAGGUAAUUAAGGCUCGAAUAAAAGACCUGAUGAUACCAAGGUAUAAAAUUAUUGUGAUUAUACAUAUUGGACAACUAGACAAGCAGAGCAUGCAGAUUGGAAGCAGGUGCCUCUGGGAUACUACAAGUGAUACUUUUUGCUCAUACGCCUUCAAAAAUAGAUCUCUGUUUGCUCUUGCAAAUGUCUUUGCAGUUUACUCCGAGUAGCAAUUAAAAGUUCAAUAUGAAGUCUGUGUGACCAAAUAGACAGAUACUAUUUUUAGGCUGCAAUCCUAUGUACGCUUACAAGGAAGAAGCUCCAUUGAAUACAGUGGGUCAUUUGUCUGGGUAAACCUGCAUAGGAUCGCUCUGUAUACGUAGACUGGUAGAUUUGUUCUUCUCUGUGGGCAUGAAGGGUGCUUAUUACUCUGAAGAUAACAGGUGUUAAUACCACUUGUGCAAUUCUCAUUUCUGGUGUGGAAGUGCAGUGUUUGAUCAUGUAAACAUUCCCAGGGUUGGACUCUGUAUCAUAUUAGUGAUAUCAUAAUGGAUGUGCAUGAGGCCUAAUUCAUUGUGUUUAUGUUCUUGAAAAUGUACUGAAAUACAGAACCAGUUUACACUUGU
Lacerta agilis (Sand lizard) is the source of this 1071-nucleotide messenger RNA. It is a transcript of the gene DYNLT5, whose product is annotated as Tctex1 domain containing 1. Gene Ontology annotation, molecular function: dynein intermediate chain binding. Bases 142 to 675 code for a protein of 177 amino acids. The record is from RefSeq and is a predicted model, not a curated record. Gene Ontology annotation, biological process: microtubule-based movement. NCBI's taxonomy places the organism in Eukaryota, Metazoa, Chordata, Lepidosauria, Squamata, Lacertidae. Gene Ontology annotation, cellular component: cytoplasmic dynein complex; cytoplasm. The transcript is spliced from 5 exons.